Molecule: messenger RNA, 981 nt
Organism: Cryptococcus wingfieldii CBS 7118
Lineage: Eukaryota; Fungi; Basidiomycota; Tremellomycetes; Tremellales; Cryptococcaceae
Exons: 3
Coding region: 1-981 (326 amino acids)
Biological process (GO): transcription by RNA polymerase II; RNA polymerase II preinitiation complex assembly
Cellular component (GO): transcription factor TFIID complex
Molecular function (GO): protein heterodimerization activity
Source: RefSeq, a predicted model, not a curated record
AUGGCUCACAAUCAAUCCUCGGCUCAAUACCUCGCCUCUGCUCGGCCCAACACCGCUGCUCCUCUUCCCGGCUCGCUUUCUCUUCCACGCCCCAAUUCUACACCAUUGACUCCUCAAUACUCUCGUACCAAUCAAGUUCGCCCACUCAGCAAUGGACAGCCCUUCCGCCCCAAUCCUAACGUUCAUAGAACACCAGGCCAGGAUGUGUUUGGCAGAAGCCGUGUCCCUGCGCCUGUUCAUGUACAUUCCCCAUCUUAUACUACGAAUACUCAGCAGGCCUCUGCUUCUGGAGGUGACCGGAGAAGAGGCGCCGAAGGACUUGGUUUGAGAGGCACUAUGCGUAAUGAGAUUUCUCGUUUGAUGUAUGGGGCCGGUGAUGUUGCAGAUCCGUUGAUGGACACUGUCGACUAUAUGGAAGAUAUGGUUGUUGAAUUUUUUGCUGACCUUUGUCGUCCUGUGCCGCCCAUCCGUUCUAACCCCACCGUCCAGCAUCAAGCUGUGCCCCUCACAGCCGAAAUUCUUCGCCAUCGCCUUGACUCCACCACAGCUCUUCAUAAAUACCGCGAACGUUUCGACCACAUGCUCCACAUGAGCGAAGUGUUGAAGCAGCACAAACGUGUCGCCGAUCCCAACUUCCACGACAUUGUCAACCAAGUGGGGGGCGAGUAUUUGGGGCUGCACGACAAUGCUCCCGGUGGAGGAGCUACUGGGGGAGAUGACGCCGGGGCUGGAAGUGGAGGGCAAGGGCAAAAGAGGACGCACGACGGAGAAGGUGGUGAACCCCCCAAGAAGAAGGGACGUCCUCCAAAGCCCCCUGGAGAAAGAAAGAAGCCUGGUCCGCAGAAGGGAUGGAAGUUGAACAGAGAUCCGAAUGCCCCUACAAAGAAAGCGCCGAGAGAUCCGAGUAUGCCAAAGAGGAAAUACGUGAGAAAGGCGCCUUUGAAGAGCCAGAUGGGUACGCCGGCACCAGAAUCCCAGUGA